Molecule: messenger RNA, 3018 nt
Organism: Phragmites australis (common reed)
Lineage: Eukaryota; Viridiplantae; Streptophyta; Magnoliopsida; Poales; Poaceae
Exons: 5
Coding region: 347-2770 (807 amino acids)
Molecular function (GO): protein dimerization activity
Source: RefSeq, a predicted model, not a curated record
GCCCAUUAGUUCCUCAGCACGUGAGUUGCUUUCAGGUCUGGUUGCUUUGGCUAAAUCAGCUAGCCCAUGUGGAGAGCAGGUUGGCAGCCCAAAACUAAGCAUCUCAGCCCAUUUGUCCCUGAGUUGCUCUUUGCAGCCUAUUUGCCUUUCACGUCAGGUCUCAGCGUCUCUGUUUCUGGACGAAGACGCAUAGCGCCGUAGCGGCACAAGCAAACCGAGCAGCUAGGAGCAAUCAGGAUUUGGGACUGGGGAUUUCUGGAGAUUUUGAGGCUGUUCUUCGUUGGUGACCUGGUGUAUAGCAGGCUAGGCUGUUGGUCAUUGGAGCAGGCGGAGCUCCUAAUCAACGAUGUCAGGUUCCGGUAGUAUGAACAUGAUGGAACGAUUCUUAAAAAGAAAAUUACCACCUGCUAGUGAUGAAGGGACUUCACGUGCAAAUCGAGUUGUAUCAAACAUCAAUGUUACUACUCAUUCUUCUUUAAUAUUGUCGCCAAAAGAUGUAAAUUUAGAUGAGCUGCCUUAUGAUCCGGCUGAUCGAAAGAGAAUCAAAGAAUAUCCUAGCCUUAAGCUACAAGAUCAGAUAAGGAGAAGAUAUUUGAUCAAAGGUCCUUACCGACCACAACCUGGAUUCAAUUAUCCGCAAACACUCAUAGUAGGCAAGCCACGGCGGUUUAACCCUGAAUGGUUUGAAGAAUAUGAUUGGCUAGAGUAUAGUGAGAAGGUGGAUAAAGCUUUUUGCUUAUACUGCUACUUGUUUAGAGAUUGUAUUGAAGGUCAAGCUGGAAAUGAUGCAUUUGUUACAAAAGGUUUCUCUUAUUGGAACAAGAAAAAAAGAUUAGACACUCAUGUAGGCGGAUUAACUAGUUUUCAUAAUGCGGCAGUGAAAAGAUGCAACAAUUUUUUAAAACCAAGCCAAUCAAUUGUUGUUGGUUUCAACAAGCAGAGUGAUGUUGCAAAAGAUGAGUAUUUUACUCGACUAAGUACUUCCAUAAAUGCUACUAGGUUCUUGUUGCAUCAAGGAUUAGCUUUUCGUGGUCAUGAUGAGUCAGAAGAUUCUAAGAAUAGGGGGAAUUUUCUAGAGUUGGUGAAGCUUUUAGCAGAGCAAAAUGAAAAAAUUAAGAAGGUUGUGCUAAGAAAUGCUCCAGAAAAUCAUCAAAUGGUGGCUCCAGCAAUACAGAAGGACAUUGUUCAAUGCUUUGCAGAGGUCAUAGUGAAUUCUAUCAUCGAAGAGAUUGGUGGUGAUGUGUUUUGCUUGUUGGUUGAUGAGUCUGCGGAUGUUUUAGACAAGGAACAAAUGGCUGUGGUUUUACGGUACGUCGACAAAUGUGGAGUGCUCAAAGAAAGACUCAUUAGUGUUGUUCAUGUUAAUGAGACAACAUCUUUAUGUCUCAAAUCUAACAUCGAUCAAUUAUUUACCGAGUAUAAAUUGAGCUGGAAACAAGUCAGAGGCCAAGGUUAUGAUGGAGCAAGCAACAUGAGAGGUGAGUUCAAUGGUUUAAGAGCUCUGAUCAUGAGAGAGAAUAGGUCAGCAUUCUAUGUCCAUUGUUUUGCUCACCAGCUUCAGUUAGUCAUAGUAGCAGUAGCUAAAAAAAAUGAUGAUAUUAGUGACUUCUUUGACAUGAUAUCUCUUCUUCUUAACGUGGUUGGAGCUUCUUGCAAACGGAAAGACAUGAUACGGGAAACUCAACAAGAGAGAGUAAAGAAAGCAGUAGGUGGUGGACAGAUUUGUAGUGGAACAGGAUUGAACCAGGAGCAAUCACUUCAAAGACCUGGAGACACUCGGUGGUGUUCCCAUUAUAAGACUCUUAAGAGUCUUAACAGCUUGUUUCCAUCUGUUAUUGAUGUGCUCCAAUAUGUGGAAAAAGAUGGCCCAAAUGAUACGAAGAGACGUCAAGCCCGUGGAAUUAUAGAUUAUCUUCAGGAUUUUGAUUUUGUGUUUCAUUUGCACCUGAUGUUGAUGAUCUUGGGAUAUGCAAAUGCUCUAUCACUUUGUUUACAGAGGAAAGAUCAAGAUAUAUUGGAGGCCAUGUUGGAGGUGAAGUCAACCAAACAGAAAUUUCAGGAGAUUAGAGAUGAUGGUUGGGAAUCUUUAUUGGAGAAAGUAUAUUCCUUUUGCGAAGAGCAUGGUAUUUCUAAGUUAGAUAUGGAAGAAGAGUAUGUUGAUCGUCAUAAACCAAGGAAAAAGUCGAACCACACUAAUUACCAACACUAUAGAUGGGAUUGUUUCAACCCUGUUGUUGACUUGCUACUUGCCGAGUUCAAUGACCGCUUCAAUGAAACAAAUUCUAACUUGCUUUCUUACAUGGCUGCUUUCAAUCCCAAGGAUUCUUUUGGUGAGUUCAAAUUGGAGAGCUUAAUGGAAUUAGCUAAGCUCUAUCCUGAUGAUUUUAGUUCUAUUCAACUUACGAACCUUGCUCAUGAGCUUCAGAUUUACAUUGACAAUGUACAAGCUGAUGAAAGAUUUUCCAACUUGAACACCAUUACCGAACUUGCUAAAUUGAUGGUGGAUACAAAGAAGCAUCUUGCUUUUCCUUUGGUCUAUCGACUUUUAAAGCUAGUACUUGUUUUGCCUGUUGCCACCGCAUCAGUGGAGAGGUGCUUUUCGGCAAUGAAAAUUGUGAAGACGAUACUACGUAAUCGUAUUGGUAACAAGUUUAUGAAUCAUUGCAUUAUUUGCUUUGUCGAGCCUGCCUUUCUAGCUACAAUCCCAAAUGAUAUUGUCAUAGAUCACUUUCAGAAGAUGGAAGAUCGUAAUCGUAAAAUGCUUCUAUAAGAGGUUACUUCAUAUAUCAGCAGUGAUGCCAGUUUUUGAGCUUUGGACCUUAUAGUUAUCUGAUUAUAUCUACAUUGCUUAAUUAUCGGAUGUCUGAAUUAUUACACUGAGUUUAUCUAAAUUGGUAGGUUUCCUUAACUUUAUUACUUAGUACUUACCAUUGAUUUAUUAUACUUUCCCUACGUAUUGUUAGUUCACUAGAAGUCAUAUUCGUUGUUGAGAGUUGAUGGUGACACCAUCGAACUAAA